Messenger RNA from Rangifer tarandus platyrhynchus (Svalbard reindeer), 828 nucleotides. The record is from the annotation of a GenBank genome assembly. NCBI's taxonomy places the organism in Eukaryota, Metazoa, Chordata, Mammalia, Artiodactyla, Cervidae.
AUGAUGGAAGCCCUUGUAAAUGCUGGAGCCCAUGUGCCCAAAGUUCGUCAUCUCUGUGAAGAUUCAAGCAUGGUUGGCAACCCCUUCUAUCUGAUGGAAUACUGCCCAGGCCGCAUCCACAAAGACCCCUCUCCGCCAGGCUUGGAGCCCAGCCAGAGGUGGGCCAUGUACACUGCCAUGAACAGAGUCUUGUGCAAGAUUCACAGUGUGGACCUCAAGGCUGCAGGCCUGGAAGACAAUGGGAAACAUGGGCAAGCAAGCUCGGCGACUGUGAAACAAACUGGAAAGCUGACUGAAUUCAUGUGUAACCUGGCAUGGGAUUUUCCAGUCAAAGAGGGGUUCAAGGUUUUCAAGGAGAUGCUGGCCACCAAACCAUUAAUGGGGUCCCACUACUCAUGGUCCAGGCCACAGUCCCUGCUGAGGACCCCAGGCACGAGGAGUUAUGUCACCUCCACAGACUCUUCUCCAGCUCGUGCCUCAAAGGGAGCUCUGAUCUUCUCUCCAGAAGGCCUUUCCCCCCAAGUCAGGGAGCUGUAUCAGCGGCUGAAGGAGUUUAUGGAGCGACACGUGUACCCCGCUGAGCCAGAGCUGCAGCGUCACCAGGCAUCGGCUGAGAGGUGGACCCCCUCCCCGCUGGUCGAAGAUCUCAAGGAGAAAGCCAAGGCCGAAGGACUUUGGAACCUUUUCCUACCCCUGGAAACUGAUCCCGAGAAGAAAUACGGAGCAGGGCUGACCAAUGUGGAAUCUUUAACUGUUCUGCUCCAGACACGGGGAACAUGGAGCUUCUGGUUCGAUAUGGCACCGAGGAGCAGAAGGCCCGCUGGUUGA